AUGGGGAGAUACAGCCAUCACACUGAUGUAGUAAACUAUAUAGACCUGGUUGGUUCUUUAAAUGCAAGUUACAAAUUCAAGGCUGUAGUUGAGGAACGUUUCAGAACGACAAGGCUGAACUCACUGAAUAAAGUGCCAGGCAUCCUUAUGCAUCUGUUGCCGAAUCUGGACACGGUUCAUGGUUUUUCAUUUGAACAGAUCGUAUCAUACAUUCGUCGUCAUGAAGAAUUUUCUCUAUGCUUUCAAGACGAUACGUACUAUAACUGCAGCACAGGUCUCAAUAAUGUACUACAUGACGAUUCACGUGUACCUUUUCAUCUGGCUAUUGAACCAAUAGCUGAAUCCGAGAAUUGUCUAUUAAAGCAGCAUGUGGAUCGUUUGACUAACAUAAGACGUCGUCAUACAGAAAAGGCAUUCCUAGAGACUUCUCUUCAUCAUGGAUUUCGAAACUGCCCCACCGCCACUCUAAAUGAGGACCUUUCCGACGAGCGUAUUACGGCUAUACUACCGGGACAACCACUCUCGGAUGUUAAAUCAAAUAUUAGUUCACUUGAUUUGCUUGAGCUUACUAAGGAGGAAAUAUCUGGGAUAUAUCAACAGUUUCAACUAGGUUUGCAUAUCCGAGUACGCGAGGACUUUUUAGAUUUAUUGGUUGAACAAACCGAGAUUUUUGUCAAGACAGUGAUAUGUUAUUUGGAUCACCUUCGCGACAGUUAUCCAUAUAUUACGCGUGCAUUGGAUUCAGCGAAUGGGGAUUACAGUGAACGAUCUUCAAAGAUAAAUCCCGACCUAUUGCCUUCGAGAACGUUACGUACUUCCGACCAAAACAUUUGUGUUCAAACAGCACCAUCACUGUAUGUAUCUCUUAAUCAAACUAAGUAUUUAAGUGCUCCCCCUAGAGGCGUGAAAGAAACUCAAAUUACUUGGUUAAGUGAACAGUUAUCUAAAGACGAUCGCUACCAAGCCAUGGCUUAUCUACCAUCGGAACGACAAACUUUAAUUACAGCUUAUUUUGAUAUGCUUAUUCCGUCCACUGAUUCCCACAGAUUUAUCCCAAGAAGUCUAUGGAACGAUAUUUUGACCAUGGACUUGAGAGUCCAAAAUGCAAGAAACCCCAUGGCAUUCAAUGAAAUGGAUUCUCCAGUAAUAGAUAAUGCCUUAUGUAUUGAACCAACAACAGAUUAUUGCUCUGAAAGUUGUCGAUUUGAAUCAUCAUAUUUAUGUUCACCAUGUUUGUCUGUUUCAUGUGGCGGGUGUAUGGAUGUACUCUUUAAGCAACUCGCACAUGAAUACCUUCCGGGUAAUUUUGUAUACUCCAGAGGACAAUUCACCAACUUUUCCGAAGGUAACAGUAAUUACUUCUGUUUGGAUAAAAGUAUGUUGUCUAUUCCCAGAUCAAGUACACCUCAAAUACCUAGUCUUUCAUGUCUUCCUUUAUCGGUUUAUGACCAUUCACCGCUAGUUUUAUCAAUUGCUAUCGCAUGCAUAUGCACUGAUACAUUGGCUGCACAUGCCAUCAUUAAUCUGCUGUCGUGCGCAGGGUUCUGUAUGGCUUCCUUUAUUUCAAAAACUUCAGAGCAUUUGGUUGAUCAUCGAUCUGAUCAUUGCCAGGACUAUCACCAUCGUCAUCAACACACUAGUCUGAAGCCUUCAACUUUGUCUGCUUCAGAGGAGAACAGUAUAUCAGAUCCUUUAGUGCUAACUGCUACAUGGCCUCUACCGACAACAAGAUUGUUUAUGUCUGGUUUCUCCAGUACACCUGUUCCAAAUCCAUCUAUAAUAAGUUCAUUUAAAGACAUGGAGUCACUCAAGAUCUACGAUGGCCAAGUUCACAUUCAUUUAAUGUCACACCAUACACUAUUGAAUAAACUAUUGUUGUAUCGAGAGAAUAUUACAAGUAAAUCUGAACAAUCUAAUGGUAUAUUACUUGAAGAAAACAAUGUAGACUUAAGUACUACGAAUUCACACCUUCUACCCUAUUCAGGGAUAAUCCUUUUUACUAGCGCUCCAUCUCUUGCUGAUAAAGAACAGUGCAAUGAAUUAUCACAGGAAACCGGUGAAAUCUCCCCGCCUACACACUUAUCAAAAAAACUCCAAGAUAGAGUUAUAAAUUCUAUGAAUUUGCGUGGGUUAUCAUGCACGUGUUGCAACCUAUUUUACAAUAAAAAAGAAAUCAAUGCUUUAGGUUGUGUCUGUGGUCAGUGUUGUAAUUGUGUGCAUUCGUUGAAAAAUUCCAACAACAGUUCUCUAUUGCAUAUUAAACCUGAUACAUGGAAAGACAAAAAAAUAUAUUCCAGUUUAAUGUGUCCACAUCGUAGACGUUCUUGGGAAGCAAGAGUUGCAGCUGUCAAUUCAAUUGUUGAUCAAGUACCAAGAAAUAUUCCUCAUUUAGUUCUACUAACCGAAUCGUCCGAUUAUAGUGCCAAGUCAGAAGAUCUACCACCAUCUAUUUAUCCUGCCACCGAAUCAAUAAGAUCCUCUACAUUUUCCAAUCAGUCGUACCCUAACAUGUCAUGUGAUAAAAGUGAAAAUUCAUCUAGUUCAUUAAACCGUGAAUCUUGUUCAUCCGAUUGGAUGCCUGUCGGAACAAAUAUCCUAGAUCAUGUUAUAAACUUCCUUAGUCAUUGUUGGAACAAAAUGAAUCAAAAUUUGUCUUCUAAAUAUGUUGGAAAACAUAAAAACACUUGUCGUUUCACUCCUUCCAAGAACUCUGAAAUUUCAAAUAGUCCUAGUUCACCACAUCUAAUGGUAGCAGGAAACUAUGCAAAUCAGUCUUCAGUAGAAAUAUCAUUGGAUAAAUCUUUCAGUGGAGGACUUUUAAAUACCUUAUCAGUUGCUUCAGCCACUGGGCGAAAGGCUAUGCAUUCGGCCAAUCAGGCUUUAAGAAAGCUUUCUAAUACUACCAAAUGCCAUCAUAAUUGUAAAUCAUCUCUGGCGACCAAUUCGAAAGGCUUUCUUUCCAGCUUUAUCGAUUCUCAAAGUAAGGUUAGCGUUGAUGAAAAAUCAGAAACAAUACCCGAACAAGUCUCUUUUAUCUCAAAUUCAAAAUCAAAGACUUUAGAAUCAAUGAUCUCACCGGGUACUCUCAUUGCUUCUAAUGAUAACCCAAUAACUAUCACUUCUCCACCAGCCAUCCAAACAAACAAAUCUUUCAGUGAACAUAAUCAUACACCUAAAAGGUUCAAUUGCAGUGAACAUCCUGUUCGAUGGACAGUUGGCCCUUCACCACUUCAUGCUCAUCGUAAAGAAUCAUCUAUUCGAAAAGCAACAGAAAAAUUACAAAGUAAAGCUUUUCAUUUGAAAAAAAGCAAUCCGAAAUUGACGAAUGAUAGGACCAUCUCAUCAACCAAGUUAACUAAUUUCGGCAUCGACUCUACUCCGUUUUUAUUCCCAAUCAAUGUUCAAGAUAAUGAAAAAACUACUCCUACUAGUAAGGGAAAUAAAUACUUACAGACUGAUACGUUCGUAUCAAAACUUUCACCAGCUCAAAGUCCUGAUAAACUACCAUGUUGCGAAAAUCGGGAACAUAGUAUACACAAUAUUAGAAAUUCAUAUAUUGGAUUAUUCGAUAAAUGUUGUUAUUGCACGAGUGAUGUACCGGAAGAUAACUUAAACAUUAGGAUAAAUAAACAAGAUAAUCAGCAGUUUAUCGAAGGUUCACCUUCAGACAUUUCUGUAACUCCAUUAGUUAUCAGUACACCUUCUCAUUCGCCAAAUCGUGAUGAAGCAACGAAAGAGCUAUUUAAAUCGCCUAAUAAACUUGAAAAUCCAUUUAUUUUAACAACAAUGUUCAAUGACAAUAAUCAUCUGAUUGCAUCAAAAUCAUUCGAUUCUAAUCAUUGCUCAAUGAAUUCCUCGUUAUAUAACCAUAGUUCUGAUAUGUUUUGUAUUAUGCAAAGUGAAGAGGAAAAACAAGACGAUAUCGAAUCAAUCUAUGAAGAAUUUAUUCUAACUGAUGGGUCCUCACAACCGUCAUCAUUUCCUGGUACACAUACUACUACUACUACUACUACCAAUAAUAAUUAUAACAAUCAUAGUAAUACUGGGCAUCACUCAAGCGGUGUUGUGUCACCACCAUCACUAACGGCUUCUACCAAUACAUCUAGUACUGAUGAACAUAUUUAUAUGGAGCCUGUUGAUUGUUUAACACAUGGAUGUCUAGAACGAUAUCAUAUUAUUUCACAAAAGUUUACAGAUUUUUACACCAACUUAAGCAGUUCAUCAGCUGUCGUGUCAAAUAAACAAGAGUUUAAUAGUUCAACACCGUCAAUUCCUUCAACUAGUAUUGUUACAUCUUCAAAUGUAUCAAAUAGUUGGACAGAAAAUGAUGUAGGUUACAGACGUGAACGUUAUCGUUCGUUUAGUACACCUGAAGGUAGCUCUUUAUCUCAUGAUGAUAAUGAAGCACAAUACGUUGGUGUUGGUCCUUCAAUUGGUUCGUCAUCCAACAUCGAUUUUCCAAGAAGUAUUUUUCAACCUUUCUCUGGAAAUCCAAUCCAUUUUCGUUCUGUUAGAUCUAGUCACCUUAAUGGAUCUUCUAAUACUUCACCAUUGAAAACUCGUAUACAUAGUACGGAUGCAGUUUUCGAAUCAUUAACACACUAUAAUACGUCUGUUAUUUCUCCAGCUUCAACCACUUUAAGUGAAGAUCUUAAUGAAAAUGUUAUGAUUAGUGAUAAAUUUCCUAAAUUCUCCACAAUUCGUGCACAAUCGCUUCCAAAUCCUCUCUCUCGUUCACAUCAUCAUCAUUUCUGGCAUCAUCCUAAAUGUCCUCAUUAUCGAAUUCAUCGAGAUUCAGAGGAUAGUGGUUUAGGCACGACAUCGUCAUCUUCGUCUAAAUUUGGCUUCCAAUCACAACUUUCAACAGACUACAAUCACAUCAAUUAUUGUAACAAAAGUUAUGAUACCGAUACUAACAAAUCUUCAUCAGAAUUUCUAUCACCUAUUAAUUUAUCCCAACAACUUCCGUGCAAAUCUUAUUCACCCCCUUACUCUUGCGCGCAUUUUAACUGUUCUAAUAAUUCUACAUCUUACAAUAUUAGUAGUACACCAUCGAAACCAAUUUUUAUUGAUCCUACAGAUUUUCAAACUCAUCAGCCUACACAAUCUUCUUUAACAUUUCCAUCAUAUAAUUAUCUUUCAAUUAAUACUACGUCAACUACUAUUAAUACUGAUAAUACUGCUGCUACUAAUGCUACGCCUCAUAUUAGCAGUAUGACUUAUCGUCGCAAUACAUCUUAUCAACCAUCUCAAGCGCCAUGUAAUCAGAAUAUUUCAACAUUUGCAGCUACAAAAGAAUUCAAAUGGCUACGUCGUAAUAAACCGCUGAAAUUUUUCGGGCAUCGUUUCUCAUUGGAAACCCAACCAAAUCCAUCUCCACCUACAACACCAGCUCCACCUGUACCACAAACUGCUCCUCCUCCGCCUCCAUCUGAAUCUUAUCUUUUCCCUUCUAUUACACCAAAGAAGUCUAUGUCGACGAUGAACAACUGCAGUUCAAUAGUACAUAGUAAAUCUAGCUUAUCAGUCAAUAAUAAUUUGUCAGGAUCAUUGUGUUUUGAAACGCAACAAUUACCUGUUACUCGUUAUCAGUCGUCAGUACGAAAUCUGACUGGUUUCUCAUUGUUUGUGAAUAACAAUAGUAAUAACACCUUGAAAUCUGUAUUUUUUAAUCAUCAUAAUAAUACAAAAACAACAACAACAACUCCUACCAUUGUAUCAUCAUUCAGACAUCAAUAA
Molecule: messenger RNA, 5739 nt
Organism: Schistosoma mattheei
Lineage: Eukaryota; Metazoa; Platyhelminthes; Trematoda; Strigeidida; Schistosomatidae
Source: the annotation of a GenBank genome assembly